Messenger RNA from Paramecium octaurelia, 503 nucleotides. Lineage: Eukaryota; Ciliophora; Oligohymenophorea; Peniculida; Parameciidae. The record is from the annotation of a GenBank genome assembly.
AGAUUAAAUAAAUUAAUAUCUUAUGAACGCAAAGGGAGCAGGAUUGACAUAUGUUAGUGAAUAUAAGUCUGAUGAAUUCAGAACAUUUAGAGGUGGUUUGAGACAUCUACCAGAAAGAGCAGAAUACAUGGCACAUAAUAGCAAGAAUAAUUUAUCAAACUAUCACGAUAAAUUCAACUAUGAAAGAGUAAAAAUCUGUUGAUAAACAUUUAAGGGUUUUAUUUAGCAUUCAAGAUCAUUAUCUAAUCAACAUCACAAUUUUCAUUAUAUGUUUGGAGGUCCCAAGGAAUAUUUAUUUAAAAGACUCUUUUACGGAGCAUGGUACAGAAAGAAUAUUCGAAAUUUCUGGUUCCCUGUAGUGUUUAGCUAUGGACGUAAGCAUUCUAUUAAAAAAUAGUUGGAUGCUUUUGCAUGAGAUUAUACGAUAAUGCAGCUCAUGAUUUCUUUUAUUUCACAGAUUGAAUUAUUUCAUAUAAAUAAUAAUCCAAAAUAACAAUAUCCAU